UUUGAAGUCCUGUGUAUUUGUAAAGUUGUAUAACAACAAUAGCCAUUGUGUCGAUAUAAGCUACAAGUUGAAGGUUGCGUCUCUGCAAUAUUUUGGGUUAAAAACGGUGUGCCACGCCUCGCACUGACAUACAGUCUACUGCUGCAGGGACGAUCAGAAGUACAGUUGGCAUACAGUUAAUUAGAGUUCACUAAAUCCCCUUGAACACAGUAGAUAUGACUACAUUUUGCGUUGGAAGUGUCAUUGUUCUUGUGGUGUGCGGCUUGUUUUCAUCUGGACAAGCGCAAUUUGACGAGGGUACCGUCCGGUUGAGUCGAGUUAUCAACGGACACAGCGGCUAUGUAGAAAUCUACCAUGACCAGCAGUGGGGGAGGGUGUGUGACACGGAUUGGGAUGACGUAGACGCAGGCGUGGUCUGUAUACAGCUAGGUUACAUUGGGGGAAAUCUCCCCGCUGCGGACUUCUCCGACCCUCCGGAUACUGGGCUCCCCAUCGUCUUGGACGAAGUGAAUUGUCUCGGGGAUGAGACGGUACUAAUUGAAUGUAACAAGGGCGAGUGGGACCACUUCGAAACUGGAUGUAUGACAGCUACAGUGGAGUGUAUCCCACACGAAACCACAAUGUCGAUGGCAGUUUUGACAACAAAAGAAACCAUUCUUCCAGUCGCUACGACCAAACAACCACAAAUGCCCAACAUGCAGUCAACACAAAGCCCACUGCCAGGUACCUCCGAUAAUACCGUUACCUACGUGGUGAUAAGCGUGUUGAGCGUUGCACUAGUCGUCACGAUAGCGGCUAUCAUCGUCUACGCCGUGAGGAAACGCAUGAAACGCGGGCGUGGGCAACGGAACAGCCCCGGCUUAAGCUCCCCGGAAUAUAUGGUAAUUUCUGAACGAAACCAAGCUUUUUUAAGGGUGUCUUAAAAAAACAUUAGUCAGAUUAAA
This is a messenger RNA of Patiria miniata (bat star), 944 nucleotides long. Its product is annotated as neurotrypsin-like. The record is from RefSeq and is a predicted model, not a curated record. The transcript is spliced from 6 exons. Gene Ontology annotation, cellular component: membrane. NCBI's taxonomy places the organism in Eukaryota, Metazoa, Echinodermata, Asteroidea, Valvatida, Asterinidae. The coding region runs from base 216 to 923 and encodes 235 amino acids.